This is a messenger RNA of Geodia barretti, 4856 nucleotides long. Lineage: Eukaryota; Metazoa; Porifera; Demospongiae; Tetractinellida; Geodiidae. The record is from the annotation of a GenBank genome assembly.
AAGUUGCUGCCCGGCCAUUCUGCACGGUUAAAUCAACUUUCGCAGCAAGCAUGUUGCAGAAGUUUCUCGCGGUAACCGCGGUUUUCGGACUGAUUUUCAUUCGUGGAGGCCACUGCCAGUGCUACACGGCCCCAGGCUGCGGUGGAGAUAGAAUAGACGUAACAGAAGCAGGGCUACCAAUAGCAGAUCAAGCAGACUGCUGUGUUGGAACUAACGCAGGUCUCUCAUACAACGAUGGCUCCUCCUGCAAUCUCUGUAUAGUUCAUGGGUUUGCUCAAGCUGCAUACGAUGUCGACGAGGAUCAACGGUUGGACACUAGGUUUCAACUCAAUGUGAAGGGAACGACACGGUUUGCUGGUGCUCUUGUUGUCGCUGGAGUCAUCACCGCCACAGCAGAUGGCACUGCAGCUGAUUCUGACUUUGAACGGCUAACACCAAUCCCAGUCACAAACAAUGCCGAGAUCAGACUCUUUGCUGCCAAUGAUGAGAUUACUCUGGAAUACGAUGAUAGGGUCCUACUGAGGUUUGCUCCUGACAAUCCUGCUCUCAUUACCGGCCUACCUGCCAUGGGAGAGUAUGUGAGGGAUUCCGCAACAGUGAACAUCAUAGACAAUGACUUGUUGGAGAUAAAUUUUUUGGAGUCUGACUAUUCGAUUGUGGAGGGAUCCGCAGAGCUCAGUUCUUCAAUCAUGAUUCAGUUGAGACAAAAUCAGAACCCAUUCACACUCAUGUUGAGUCCAGUCAGUAUUGAUACUGCGGAGAGCAAGAACUUGAGUUUCUUUAUUAAUUCCGAAACCAUUCUACCUGGAUCCAGAGCAACUGCAGAUGACGAUUUCAGUGACAACGUAAUCACAAUUACAGUUCCAGCCAACAGUAACCCAUCGUACAGAAUAGACCAGUUUUUCAAUAUCAGUGACGACGAUAUUGAUGAGGACGAGCAGAGUUUUGCAAUAGUUGCUGAGAUAGGACAGGAUGUGCCUGAUGGUAUCAGCUGCUUCCAGACAGAAGUUGGAGCAACAGAGUGCUUUGGACGACGUGGAGCCACUGAAAUUAGAAUCACCGACAAUGAUCCUAUGAUCAUUGGGUUCACCCAACGCAUUCGAACAGUAUCAGAAGGUCAAGUGCCUGGAGUUGAUCUGUUCCAGCUGGAGAUCAAUGUAUCUAGUGUGAGGACAGCUGAAAGAGAGCAUCCAAUGGUGUUCCGUCUCCAGGAAGCCAGUACUACUGCCACUGUCGAGACACUGAUAGCAUCUAGUCCAUUUUAUGAUGCUACAUUUGGUCUAAGGGCAAACCCCGAUGAUCCCAUUCAGGAAGCCCGUGAUCUGGCCCCAGGAUCACGUACAAUUCAACCAUUGCUGCUUACAGCCAUCAGAAAUGACUUGAUUCCAGAGGACCUAGAAUGCUACACUAUACGCAUAUUCCCUGUCGAUGUUGCUGGUCGCCGUGAGCUGUUUGGAUGCUAUGAGGACGAUGAUAUGGCAGAUAAAUACUUCUGUGAGCACACUAUCUGCAUCAUUGACGAUGAUGAGCCAUUUGAGGUUGCUUUUGUAAGAACAAUGCACACUGUUGAUGAGAGUGCGGGUCCCGUGUUGGUCUGUGUCAAUCUCACUCGACCUGAAUUUGACAUUCUGGAUGAAACUGUCAAUGUCUUUGUCACUGACUUCCCACCUUCCAUGUACAUCCCAGUUGGUGAUGUUCCUCGUGCAACCCCUGAUAUUCCUGACUUUCUCAGUCGGUAUCCGAUGGCAGAGAGAUCCGACUUUCAACAGCAGACUUCUGCCGUCAAUUCAAUUGACGAUGUCCUUAUUAGUCAACUGAUGAGAAUAGUCUGCUACAACCAGACCAUCUAUGACGACCUACGUUUGGAAGCGAAUGAAUAUGCAGGCCUCAUGCUUGAAGUGAGGGAUAAUCCGCAAACCACAGUUCUUACUCUGGAAAAGGAAUUGUUUAAUGAAACAUCCAUUCUUAUUGUGGACAAUGACAGGGCUGUGGUGGGUCUGGAGAUGACAUUUUUCAGUGUCUCGGAAGGUGUUGGUUACGUUGAGCUCUGUGCCUAUGUUUCAUUCCCGGAGAUCACCUGUCCUAUUGAAUUCCCAUUUGAAGUUGGGCUUUCAACUGCUGAUGGGACUGCAGUGGAAACCAUGGACUAUGGAGCAAUUGAUGUUAUCCUGAUGUUUGAUACCUGUGAGACAAGGAAGUGUGUGAAUGUCACCAUAACAGAUGACCUGGUGGACGAGCCACUGGAGUUCUUCACCUACACCCUGACAAGGACACCUUCUCUAGACCCCAGGAUUGAGCUUAAUCCUACUAAUGGAAGAGUUGAGAUAAUCGAUAAUGAUGUCAAUAUAAAUGUUGGCUACGACCCAAUCUCAUACGUUGCAAGUGAAGGACAGGGAAGUGUGGAGCUUACAAUUGUCAUCUUUGACCCACCUGUUGGUGGAGCUCCACGCCCUUUCACACUUGUCAUCAACACACAGGAUGGCACUGCAAGUGCUCUGGAUAAUGACUAUAAUGCUGUAAGCGGUGAGAUUGUGCAGUUCAAUGUUGGGGACACCUUUCAGACACACAGAAUCAUCAUCAACCAUGAUAUGAUGUGUGAAAACGACCCAAAUGAGUUCUUCUUCUCCAAUAUUGCCCUGGACUCUGGUGUACAACCAAUAUUUGUCAUUCAACCUCAAGCUACAGUCACCAUCAAUGAUGACGCAGAACCUGAAUGCCGCCUGCCAAUUGAGGUGGGCUACGAGUUCUCAGUCUACACCACUACUGAGGGAAUUGGAGUCGAAACUCUGUGUGCUGUUGUUAUGAACUUCCCUGGUGGCUCUCCAAGACCAUUCACUAUUAAUGCCACCACUGAAGAUGGAUCUGCAGUCUCUGGUGAUGACUAUGUUGGAGUAGUUGAUGUUCCACUGAUGUUUCAAGUGGGAGAUGAUCGUGUAUGCCACGAUGUCGUAAUCAUUGAUGAUGACGAUUGCGAGACACCUUUUGAAGACUUCUUCUCCAACUUGGAGUAUGGCAGUGGGGAUAUGCCUAUCAUUAUCACACGAGAUAGAACAAGGGUCAUUAUCAACGACACUGCCGAGCCAGAGUGUGAACCAAUCACUGUUGGCUACAAUCCUGCCACAUACAUGACAACUGAAACUAGUGGAAGUGUGACUCUCACAGUUAGGGUCUUCAGUCAUCCCGGUGGAGCUCCACGACCUUUCACUCUUGUUGUCAACACACAAGAUGGCACUGCAACUGUUGCAGACGAUGAUUAUGUACCAGUGGAUGGUGAGAUCAUACAGUUCAAUGCGGGAGAUGUCACUCAGACCCACACAAUCACUAUCAAUGAUGAUGAUGAAUGUGAGAAGGAUCCAAACGAGAAUUUCUUCUCCAACAUUGCCCUGGACAGUGGUAUUCCUGAUAUCACUGUGACUGUGCCUCAAGCUACAGUUACUAUUGAUGACACUGCUGAGCCAGAGUGUGCACCAAUCACGGUUGGCUACGAUCCUGCAACAUAUAUGACAACUGAAAGUGAUGGAAGUGUGACUCUCACAGUUAGGGUCUUCAGUCAUCCCGGUGGAGCUCCACGACCUUUCACUCUUGUUGUCAACACACAAGAUGGCACUGCAACUGUUGCAGACGAUGAUUAUGUACCAGUGGAUGGUGAGAUCAUACAGUUCAAUGCGGGAGAUGUCACUCAGACCCACACAAUCACUAUCAAUGAUGAUGAUGAAUGUGAGAAUGAUCCAAACGAGAAUUUCUUCUCCAACAUUGCCCUGGACAGUGGUAUUCCUGAUAUCACUGUGACUGUGCCUCGAGCUACAGUCACUAUUGAUGACACUUCUGAGCCAGAGUGUGGCCAAACUAGUGUCUUUGUGAAUGAUACUCUGACUGGAGAUCCUCUGCUGACUGUUUCCGAUCUGGACCAACCCCACCGUGGAGCUUGGUGACCCAGUCGAGUCGCUGUGCUACGAGGUCCAUGGUGAAGAUGGCUCCUACUUCAACCUCAUCUCAGACGAAUGCACCUCAGUCAAUGCCUACUACCAGGAGGCCGUUACUCCCAGUCCAAACAUAAAUUUGAAUGUAGUCACUCAGAUUGGAGUGAUGGCUAGGGGAGACACCGCCUGUUGGAACAUUCAGGUUGAUUUGGAUGGGUGCAACACUACAAUCAAUGGGGGGUUAUCUUUAGGUACCGAUUUCGAUGAAAUAUCGGUGAAGCGUUACGCUACAUCGUCUCGUGUGCGCAUUUCCGUCCCGAACUGUGGUGACACCAUGUUGGUCAUGUGGGUGUUCUGCAGAGCAGGGCAGGUGGAGGACCCAGUCACUUGGGACUACUUCGACAUCAGGUUCAUCCGAUUCGUGGUCAUGCGUGGACUCAACCUGAACGAACAAUCCCACGGACUGAUUGGUCAGUUCUGGAACGUGCCGGUCACAGUCAGCUCUUACAAUGGUCUAUUCGGAGGAGCAGAGAGAAGUGACGAUUACGUCAUCACCGUGGACCACCCUCAGUCUGAUCCCAGGAGCUUUGUGGGGCUGAAGUACAGUGUGACGUGGGAGUUUGAGAAGAGGGUGUGUUACUACGUCGGCAACACGCAGGCCGGGGAGCUGUCAGAGGUGUCUGAUCCAAACCCAAACGACUCUGUCAUUGAAGGAGACUACACUGAUUACAAAGUCGACUCUCUUUUCGCCACUGAUUUCAAGUUCUCUCACUUCGAUGGGAACAGAUGCUAGGAUACCAACUGCUGCUGUACUUCAGCAUUCUAUUAAGAAACUUGAUUCUUUUUUGGUACUCGUAGUUUUUUCUGUGCAUUUGUAGUAGGUUUGUUUAUAUCAUUAUAAUGCAUAAAGUGUUCCCUAUAAGGACUUGCGAUACA